AUGGCUCUUGUCGUUGCACGAGUAACGGUCGCGCAAGCAGCCACCAUCAUCAACAUUAUCAUCGCGUUUCUGCAGUACACAGUCGGGCUCAGUCUCAUCGCACUCUUCAUUUAUUUUCUACCGCCAAUAAACCCGGCGGUAGCAUGGAACGUCAUUGGGAGAAAGCUUCACUCAAGUCUCUGGCCGACUUUACUGCGCUCCGACACCUUGAAAGGUGCUGGUGGACGAGUUGCAUUGUUUUCUAUGCUGUCCUUCGUCACGACGAUACUUGUCGCGGUUUCUGGAGUGAUUAUGCCUCUUGGACUUAGCGACGGACUUGAUAUGUGUGCACCCGUCAGAACAGUGUCUGCAACCUUCGUGCAAGACACCUCGCCGCUGGGACUUGCGACUUCUCCGCGACUCGACUACUUGUACGGUCGGAUAUGCGGGGCAUUCAGCAUGGUGGUUUGCCCAGGCGGAGCGGUCAACACUACGGUCAUCCCACAGGUGAUUGUGGACAAGUUCAACUCAACUCCCUACGGUCCAUUCAGUAUGCAAUUCAGAAGAUACUAUAACGGUACUUCAGGUCGAAAUUGGACAACUUCCGUGCCAAUAGUAGCUACGACCCAGUCCCUUAUUCUACGAACAGGCAUCUUUGCAGUGGGCGGUCUGGUCGUGGACUUUGACAAUCCUGGUGUCGGUCUUUGGAACCACACGCUCCCAGUAAAUCUCAAACGGGGGGCAACCUGGGCUGAGGACCUGAUAUGGUUGGAGCCCGUUUCUGCUUGCACAGACACCAACCUCACAAUCGACUACACCCUCCAAAACCACAACGAUGUAAUCCAAGUUAAUGAUUUCAAUCUAACAGACAGAGGAGGGUUUUACAAUCUCACCCACGACUACCCCAUCCUCGAUCGAGACGGACAGAAUAAUUUGGACCUUCAGCAUCAUGCCUACAAAGGCGCCGUUCUCAGCAAUUUCUACACCAUGAUGAAGCUCAACUUGACGCGCAAUGCGUCCUAUGCCGGGAGGGUGUCGCCCUUAAGUUGGACCAAGACCAACUUCUUUCCCGGUAAAAGUCAGCCGAUUCCGCUCUUAUAUCUCGGUCAAAUCACCACUCCCGAUAAUAUCACGGUCACUCGAUCGGAUGUUCAGACUGCUUGCGAAGGUUAUGGUGGGCAGGACAUUGCCAAUAUUUCGAAUGUCGCCGUCAAGUGCGCCAUGUUCCUGGGUCCUCCUCAACGAACGGAUGGUGGAGACGAGCGUGUUCCUGCUGAUGGCUCGACGUGGACACAACGGAUGUUUACUUGCGCCGGCUCGACUCGCGCUAGAAUGCAGCGGGUCGAGUUUUCGUAUAAUGGGACUCGAGAGCUUGGCGCUAUCAACAUAAGACGGAGCAACAUCAACACUCCUGUACUGUGGGGAAUGGAGAAGGCCGAUUUGAAAAUCACUGACGUCGAUUUGCUCUGGGGACGUGUCGCAGAUGGUUCGGAAAGCGACUCAGAUUUAUGGACGGUCCGAAGCGAUGUUUUCUAUGUUCCUGCCGGCAGCGCAGACGUGUGGGGUCUCACGACUGGUGGAUUACCCAGUGUCAUGCCAGGAAUCACUUGGGCUCAGAUCUCAGGUGUCGUUGGAGUGUCGCAAGUCGUGGACUAUUCUGGCUUGUCAAACUACGCGCUCUUGCACAAGUACCAGGAGCUAAUGCAAGCUGAUCCCACCAAUGGUGUCAAGCAAAUUCGAGCGCUCAUGUGGACUGAUGUCAUGGCCAACAACCUUGUCGGUACCGCCUCACGCACUGAGCUUCAAGUGACCGAGCAUGUUCCUUCUGUGGCCUAUGACCUACGCUAUGCGAUCCCUGCACUUUUACUGUGCAUUAUUUGGCUACCAGCAGUCCUCAGUGCCGUUUUUGUGCUUCUCACAGGCUUGCUGAAGAUAUCGUACCUCAAAUAUCUUUUGGCUCACACCUCGGCAGGCAGGAUAGCGUUGGGUGACUCAGCGCUCCGGCCUAUGAAUAUGUCUGUGAUGCAGACAACAUCCAAAGCCAGAGGGGACGAGGUAGAGUGGGCAGAUGGGCCUGGGCGGACUCCAGUGUGGAUGGAAGCUGCCGGGGAACAUGACUAUGAGCAGAAGGGCAUUUUUUCUGCAGUAUCAACACGCGAUCAAUAUUAA
Messenger RNA from Mycena indigotica, 2148 nucleotides. RefSeq lists its product as uncharacterized. The record is from RefSeq and is a predicted model, not a curated record. NCBI's taxonomy places the organism in Eukaryota, Fungi, Basidiomycota, Agaricomycetes, Agaricales, Mycenaceae. The coding region runs from base 1 to 2148 and encodes 715 amino acids. The transcript has 3 exons.